CGACACGCGCCAUCAGCUCGCGUAAGGCGAAAGUUCCAUUACAAAAGUCCAGAUUGCGCGGUUUGUCGGUUAGUAUCAGUAAUAAGCAUGCUCGACCACUCACUUCAUCGAGGGAGUAUCCGUGCGUUGCUAACUCCAUUCGAGGGUGGCGAAAAAUGCUCACCCUCACCUCCGCCAGCUCCGCUCUAACAUUAUUCCCGGAAUGCAAAACCCAACGGCGCCGAUUCUCAAUUUCGGCGGCGGCGGAUUAUAAGUUCCCUUCCUUUCUACCAAAACAAAUGGAAGAAAUCAAAGACCCAUUUGCCCGAAAACUCGCCACCCGAAUCGAAAGACUGCCCGUAAAUGUUAGCUUCUCAGAAAAAAGCAUUAUGAGUAGUUGCGUGAAGCCAUUGAUUCAGAGCAACCAAAAUCCAGUGGUUCUCCUUCAUAGCUUUGACAGUUCUUGUUUAGAAUGGAGAUACACAUUUCCAUUGCUUGAGGAGGCUGGUUUGGAAACUUGGGCUAUUGACAUUCUUGGUUGGGGUUUCUCUAAUUUAGAAAGAAUCAAGUCAUGUGAUGUAGCAUCUAAGCGUGAGCAUUUCUAUCAGCUGUGGAAGUCAUACAUCAAAAGGCCAAUGACAUUGGUCGGGCCAAGUUUGGGCGCUGCUGUUGCAGUUGAUUUUGCAGUCAACCACCCGGAAGCUGUUGAAAAUCUUGUUUUGAUCGAUGCAAGUGUAUAUGCGGAAGGUACAGGAAACCUAGCAAAGUUACCUCGAGCAGUAGCCUAUGCUGGGUUUAAUGCUUACCAGCACAUGUUGGGUACUUUUUCUUUUUCCCUUUUUGAGAAGGGGGUCGGCUUGUUAAAUCUAUGUUCCUCAGACUCCAAUGUAUCUAUAUUGAAGAGCUUCCCGCUACGCUUAUAUACAACUUUUUUGGCAUUCAAGGGUGUGUCAUUUGACACCGGCUUAGACUGGGUUAAUAUUGGUAAACUGCAUUGCCUAUAUCCUUGGUGGGAGGAUGCAACUGUGAGUUUUAUGAUCAGCGGUGGUUACAAUGUUAGCCGACAGAUAGAUCAGGUGAUGCAGAAGACACUUAUCAUAUGGGGUGAGGAUGACCAGAUUAUUAGCAACAAGCUAGCAGUGAGACUGCACUUUGAGCUGCCGAAUUCAAAUAUUCGCCAAAUACCCGAUUGCGGUCAUCUUCCUCAUGUAGAAAAGCCAGAUUCUGCUGCCAGAUUAAUCUUGGAAUUUAUGCAGAAUCACAGCUGCCAGAAAAAGGCCCAGUUGGCCCCUACUGAAGAAGUUGUGUAUUAAUCGUGCAUGACUGAAAUUAAAGACGCGGCAUAUAUUAUAUAGCUUUCAUCAUAGGUGUGUUGAUCACGAUGAUUAUCUUCGUUUCCACUUCUUUUUUGUGCCGAAAUUUACUGCCAUAGCGUCAUUUCAUUCAUGUUACAAACUGUUGUUUUAAACCCAAAGCAAAUAAUAUGGAGUUUUCCUUGAAA
This is a messenger RNA of Gossypium raimondii (Peruvian cotton), 1480 nucleotides long. RefSeq lists its product as uncharacterized. NCBI's taxonomy places the organism in Eukaryota, Viridiplantae, Streptophyta, Magnoliopsida, Malvales, Malvaceae. The record is from RefSeq and is a predicted model, not a curated record. The transcript has 11 exons. Bases 156 to 1292 code for a protein of 378 amino acids. Gene Ontology annotation, molecular function: catalytic activity.